ACAAAACAAAAGCUUGUUUGACGCCUCAGCCCCGCAAAAAUCCGAGCCCAUUUUCAAUUUUUCUCUCUAUUUUGCUUUUUCCUCAGAAUCCAGAGACACGCUCUUUUUCUCAGCUUCCAAACUGAGAGAAAAUUAAGCUUUGUUUGUUUGAGGAGGUAGAAAGGUGGAGAUGAGUGAGAGAGAGGACGAGCUGGGGUUGAGUUUGAGCUUGGGAUGUGCGCGGAAUACUCAGCCUUCUUCUUCGUUCAGGUUGAAUCUCAGGUCGGUGAUGCAAAAUCAUCACCAAAAGAACGCCUGGACUGAGCUGUUUCAAUCCUCUGACCGGAGCUCGAACGCGAGAUCUUUUCUGCGAGGAAUUGAUGUGAACCUAGCGCCGUCUGUGGCGGAGUGCGAGGAGGACGCGGGGGUCUCGUCUCCAAACAGCACUAUUUCUUCGAGCGUAAGUGGGAAGAGAGGUGAGAGGGACGCGAUUGGAGAUGAGAACGAGGCUGAGAGAGCGUCUUGCUCUCGUGGGAGUGAUGAUGAGGACGGUGGAGGCGGGGACGCUUCCAGGAAGAAGCUCCGGCUGUCCAAGGAACAGUCGAUGGUGCUGGAAGAGACGUUCAAAGAGCACAGCACCCUGAAUCCGAAGCAAAAGCUGGCGCUGGCUAAGCAGUUGAAUCUGAGGGCUAGGCAGGUGGAGGUCUGGUUUCAGAACAGAAGGGCAAGGACGAAGCUGAAGCAGACGGAGGUGGAUUGCGAGUAUCUGAAGAAAUGUUGUGAGACUCUGACGGAGGAGAACCGGCGGCUGCACAAGGAGGUGCAGGAGCUCCGAGCAUUGAAGCUCUCCCCGCAGCUUUACAUGCACAUGAACCCUCCCACAACCCUCACCAUGUGUCCUUCCUGUGAACGCGUGGCAGUUUCUUCAUCGUCUUCCUCCGCUGCUGCUUCCACCACGUCUGCUCCCAGCCGCCAACAACGGCCAAUGCCCAUGAGCCCUUGGGCUAGUACGCCAGCUGGUCACCGACCGUUCGAUGCUCCGGCAUCUAAAUCUUAAGCAUUGAUGGGAUGGGGGAACAUUUGAUGUUUUGGGAAGCGUUUAAUUAAUGGUUUAAUGUCGAUGGUUAGGAUACGGUUUCUUGCUUUUAAGGGGAUGGAUAUGGAUGUUUCCUUUUGGAAUUGUAAAGGGGUGAGUGGUGGUACAAAUUCCUGUUUAUAAAUAGGAAGGAGAUGAUUUUAAAGAUUUAUAAGAGGAGCAGAAUCUGAACCUUCUCUUUUGGUUGGUAUUUUCGGAUUUGUUAUGGGAAUCUGGGAAAUCAGUAAAGGUGACAACAUUAA
Molecule: messenger RNA, 1317 nt
Organism: Rubroshorea leprosula
Lineage: Eukaryota; Viridiplantae; Streptophyta; Magnoliopsida; Malvales; Dipterocarpaceae
Source: the annotation of a GenBank genome assembly